Messenger RNA from Amphibalanus amphitrite, 2033 nucleotides. RefSeq names its product ras-related protein Rab6. Gene Ontology annotation, molecular function: GTP binding; GTPase activity. The record is from RefSeq and is a predicted model, not a curated record. Lineage: Eukaryota; Metazoa; Arthropoda; Thecostraca; Balanomorpha; Balanidae. The transcript is spliced from 8 exons. Bases 401 to 1030 code for a protein of 209 amino acids.
GCAAAUGAUCUGAUUCAAGGGAUUAUUAUUCGUAGUUUUUCGCCCUGUGUUUGUUUUUGGGUGUGUUCUUCCCGAAAUUAUCGCCCUGUAUUAUCGCCGGUUAUCGUGGAAAGAAAAACUUGGAGCUUGGGACAACGCGCACUUACUCUUCAUCCCUCUGAAACAUUUGAUACAUCUUGAUCUGUGUUCAACUUUGUCUUAGUAGUUGCUGCUCAAACUGGGACUGUCAAUUAAGAGUGUUCCUUCGAUCGGUUUUCAUACUAAUACCAAUACCAAUACCGAGUCGAGGAACAGAGGAGUGAGGUCGUAUUUGUGGUCAAUUGGAGUGUUUUGGAGCUGUUCAUUUGUAAAUAUUUAAGAAUCAAAGGUGCUUUGAAAACACCUUUUUCAUAUACUCAAAAUGUCCACGUCUGGAGACUUCGGAAACCCCUUGCGUAAAUUCAAACUUGUCUUCUUGGGAGAGCAAAGUGUCGGGAAGACUUCACUCAUCACCAGGUUCAUGUAUGACAGCUUUGACAAUACAUACCAGGCCACCAUUGGCAUUGAUUUCCUGUCGAAAACAAUGUACUUGGAGGACAGGACGGUGCGACUCCAGCUGUGGGACACGGCCGGCCAGGAGCGGUUCCGCAGCCUCAUCCCGUCGUACAUCCGCGACUCCACCGUGGCCGUCGUCGUGUACGACAUUACCAACGCCAACUCGUUCCACCAGACCUCCAAGUGGAUUGAUGACGUCAGAACCGAGCGGGGUAGUGACGUCAUCAUCAUGCUGGUCGGCAAUAAGACGGACUUGUCGGACAAGCGACAGGUAUCGACUGAGGAGGGUGAGAGGAAGGCCAAGGAGCUGAGCGUCAUGUUCAUCGAGACCAGUGCCAAGGCCGGCUACAACGUUAAACAGCUGUUCCGUCGGGUGGCCGCCGCGCUGCCAGGCAUGGAGUCUUCAGAAACCAAGAAGGGCGACGACAGAGUGGAGCUCAGUCCGCAGCCGACGGGCGAGCCCAAACAGGAGGAGGAGGGCUGGUGCAGCUGCUGAGCACAGACGAGUCCACUCCCGAGAGGGGGAGGCACCAUCGCCGGUCGUCUCCGUUCCGCUUCUGGUGCCCUGCUGCAGGUCUCCGCCGGCGGCACCCACCUAUUCCGUGGCUUUAUUUUUUGUAGGGUGGAGAAUAAAGCUAUUGCAAUGGUAUGUGUGCCGAAAGCCUCCAGAUUCUUCAGUUCUCGGUGCGACCCAGCGCCGGCGGACCGGCCGCUGCUUCGCCAUUUUGUUACAGACGUCCGCGCGUGCGUGCCGCGUCGCGCUCGGUUGUUUGCGUAUACAUCUGCGUUGCGAUGUUCUGUUUGGUGACGUGCGCGCGGUUCGGGCGCGCGUCAGAGUGUGCUGCACCAGCUGGUGUGACGUGGUUUGUGAUGUGGUGACGUGUUUUCACACUGACGGUGAUGAUGUGAGCGCGCACGGCUCAGUGUGUGUUGGGAGGGGCGGCGGGCGGGACGCCGCGCGGAUAUCACCGGUAGGACGGGCGAUGAGAGCUGGCGAGCUGUGAGCCACGCCGCGGCCCGACGAAACUGGUUGUGAAGCGAGAAACGAACACUGUUGUCCGCUUCUCUCCACCGCUUCGCAGCGCUUCACACUGGUUACUGAGCUCACUGGAGUCCGCUUUAUCUACAACCAUGUCAGACGUUAUCCGUGUAGACCUCUCGGCUGUCUGUCUCGGGCUAUGUACCAAUGUAAAUCAUUUUUUUCUGUCACACCAGCCACGAAGAGGAACACUAUGCAUACCUGUUUCCGUUAGCGCGCGCUGUAAUGUCGCACAUCCUGUACUUUGCCGCCGGGACACUCUGCCUGCUCGUGUAAGCCACCUCUGUUCCUUGUGGAAGAGGACGAGAGAGCAACUCUGUUGUGCCGCUGGGUGGGUCGGCCCCCUUAGGUACCGUCGGCAUUGCGGGCUGAGGCGGUACCUGGGGGUGGUCGUCUUGUCAGUGCUGUACCGGCCUGUUGUCACACCGCCUCAACUGUCAAUAAGACCAGCGCGAAUGCA